UAAAAAUUGAAAUAUUACAUAAAAAGAAAAGGAAAACAAAGAGGGGAAAAGAGGAGAGAUAUGAAGAAAUCAGGCGGAGCAGAGAAGAAAAGGGUUAGAAGAUCACCAGGAUCCGUACAAAACGGCACCAGAGAUUCCAAUUCCGAUACUCCUCCUAGGAAACAAUCAGCACAGAAGGAUGUGUUUCAGCUGUUUGCUGAGAAGGUGAGAGACCACAAAGGCUUGGUUUCACGUUGGGCAGUGUUGCAAGAGACACGUGUUGAAUACUUUAGAGGGAAGGAUUUUGUAAAUUUUCUGAAGAAUAAUUCAGAGGUCAAAGAUAUCUUGGAAGGAAAUAAAAAUCUCGACGUUGAAGAAAUUGUUAAUGCUUUAUUACAAAAGAAUCUCUUAGUUCGUUGCGAUCGGGUGGUGAAAACAUUUCGUCCUGGGAAGAAAAAGUUGUCUACCUGGCCAGCUCAUUUGGAGAUCUUCCCUGACCAAAUAUUUUCAGAAUAUGAUGCCUUUUUUGCAUGGACAUUUGUAAAACGACGUCCGUUGUGGCAGACUCUCCUCUCUUUUUUUUGGCCAGUUUUGACUCUAGCGAUUUGCCUAUUUCCUGUCUAUCCUCAUUCGUGCAAGCUAUUGAUUCUGUACUCAUGUGCUGGUGUGCUUCUUCUAAUUCUCUCCCUGCUUCUGGUAAGAGCUACAACAUUUGGAGCUUUAUAUGUCCUUCUCGGAAAGCGUGUUUGGAUUUUCCCUAACAUUCUUGCUGAAGAAGCCACUUUGCGAGAACUGUUCCGUUUCUGGCCCAAGAAAGAUGAGGAGGAACGACCUAAGUGGACAACGAGGCUUUUCUAUGCAGUAGCAGCUCUGCUGGUCAUAUUACUGCUCAGGCACCAUGCGCCUGAUGAGGCUGCUAGAGCUAGGUAUCAAAAGCGUAUGUCCAACAUCAUCGAUGAUGUUCUCGAGUGGUCUCCAACUCUGGCACUGUCUGGAAUGAUGGACAAACAGCAGAAUCUGUUUAAUUCCACAGAGGCUAACGACACUUUUGCGGAUGAGAGUAAGACAAACUCGGAGCAAGUGGAGGAUGAAGCAUUUGGAAACGUAGAGGACAGUGAUCAAACUAAGCAUGAAGCAUCUGGAAACGUAGAGGACAGAGAUCAACCUAAGCAUGAAGAUCAUAUAUAAUAGUAGAACGUGCAAUACUAAGCAGAGGAUAGAUACAUUACCUUCUUUCUUUGAGUUUUUUUUUAUCUUUAAUUUUGAGUGUAAUACUGUAAUCAAACAGUAAAAUAAAGCAGUUGGCUUUUAUUUAAUGGCCCCGUUUAUAGAA
Molecule: messenger RNA, 1312 nt
Organism: Mercurialis annua (annual mercury)
Lineage: Eukaryota; Viridiplantae; Streptophyta; Magnoliopsida; Malpighiales; Euphorbiaceae
Product: translocation protein SEC62
Exons: 5
Coding region: 61-1167 (368 amino acids)
Biological process (GO): post-translational protein targeting to membrane, translocation
Cellular component (GO): endoplasmic reticulum; endoplasmic reticulum membrane
Source: RefSeq, a predicted model, not a curated record